Molecule: messenger RNA, 1752 nt
Organism: Diaporthe citri
Lineage: Eukaryota; Fungi; Ascomycota; Sordariomycetes; Diaporthales; Diaporthaceae
Exons: 5
Coding region: 1-1752 (583 amino acids)
Biological process (GO): peptidyl-L-cysteine S-palmitoylation; protein targeting to membrane
Cellular component (GO): endoplasmic reticulum palmitoyltransferase complex; extrinsic component of endoplasmic reticulum membrane
Source: RefSeq, a predicted model, not a curated record
AUGCCCCCCGUCUUCCCGUUCCUUGCAGUGCCAGCGAGCUUUGACUGCCGAAGGAAAAUACCCAUAAUCCUGUUCGGGAGGCGACAACUGGUCCACGCCGAGAAUCGCAAGCAGGAGGCAAGGCCCUGUGCCCUGGCAGCCCUGCAGCUGGAGCCCGGAGAUUAUCGCGGGCCCUGGAGAGCCCAGCUCGCCCCGGACGGCACUCGCGCUGCGGAGAGCUUCAUCGGCGAUGACAGCACCGACUGGCAGAGAAACAGUGAACAGCACCUGACUGCACAGGUCAGCUCUGGCGGUCAACCUAUUUAUUCCGCCGCCCUCCCGCGCACUCCGCCCCUAUCCCAACCCCCACGCCAGCACCACCACCAGCGCUUCCAAAGCCAAAGCUAUCUUCAACAACAGUCUCCCUUCCGCAUCCGCGACCCUAACACCACCACCCGGCAGCAUCUCCGACAAGCCUCUGCCGGCCGUCUCUGGAAUCCUACCAAUUCGACUCCGCGCUUCCUGCUAGAAUCUCCUCCCAGACCUAGACGUCCCUCGACUCCCACGCCGCCUUCGAUCCCCAUCCCGUAUCCCGCCCUCGACGUCUCCCUUCCAUCCGUCAAUCUUGGAGGCGCGCUUGCCAUUUCCGGUGACACCCCACUGUUAACGCUCUCAGAGCAGCGAGACGGCUGGAAUAAUUCUGGCGGUCCACGGAACAGCCUUCAGAUUGGUGGGGACACGGUCAGCCUGCCCCGAUCUGUGAGGCACUCAUACGACGAAAAGCGGAAAAGCAAGGGCACGCUCACUCCUUCGCCCACAUUCCCCGAGGAAUCAGGCGAGGACGCCGAAGCAGGGCCGUCGACAAGACCAUCUCGGGCGGUGCAGGAGGUGGACGCUGCGCAAGCCGGGGCGGUUCCCAGGCUCAGACGGCGCGACGAGCGGAUCAAUCCACACGUGACGGUCACCGAACUGAGCUCUCAAUCCAGCUUCCAGAAGUUUGACAAGGGCAAGGGCAAGGCAGUCAUGACGGCCAGCGAUGAGAAUGAGCAGCAACAACCGACGUCCUUUGAUCGGGAUCUGGAGCGGGGACCAGAAGACCAUGAGCGCCGGGACUCGACAGGCUCAAUAGGCGACGGGAUAGGAUCGGCCAUCUCAUCGAGCAACUCGUCCAUCCUAGGCGAUCCUGACGAGCAAGCCGACGACGAUGAAUGGGGACCUCAACAUCCGUGCUUCCCACACCUGAACCCCCACGUACCUGUGGACUCCCCGGAGUACGUGAACACUCGAAUAAUCAGGAUAAAACGGGAUUGGCUACUCGAGGGCGAUCUUGCGCCAACGUUUUCGAACAUGUAUCCCGAGAUCCUCGACCCGGCUGGUCUGUCUGAGGUGGAGUUUCGACGGGUUAUCGACAAGCUGAACUCUGAGCUCGUUCCGACAUAUAACCCAUACAACCCCCGAAAUGUCGUCGAUGGUAUUCUCGGCCUAGUAACAGGAUGGCUGUGGGAAGACUUUGGUUUCACGGGCGCGAAGGCCAGGCUUGCCAGGUUGGAGAGGUGGCUUGAGCGAUGGAACAAGGAGAUGGAGAAAACAGCUGGCGGAGAUGACAACAUUGUGCCGCCCAAGAUCAUCCCUUUAAGGCAAACGGCUUACAUGACGCUUGACAUCCAAAUCUUCGACCCUGAGAUUCUCCCGGCACAAAGCACCAGGGGCACGGAAUCGAGAGGGAACGACAGCCUGCCAGCUGAGCCAGGGCCUGCGGUGACGGCGGACUGA